Cercopithifilaria johnstoni is the source of this 981-nucleotide messenger RNA. NCBI's taxonomy places the organism in Eukaryota, Metazoa, Nematoda, Chromadorea, Rhabditida, Onchocercidae. The record is from the annotation of a GenBank genome assembly.
AUGCAAACUGGUGUAGGAAGCGUAUUUCGUUGCGUUCAUCUUUCACCUCAUGUUUUGUCCAUAUUGGCGAAGCGUUUUAUGCCUGCUCGCGGCACAAAACCUUUACCGAGAUAUCUUUGGGAUAUGGAAGAUCUAAAAAAGAAGACAAAAGGAAAAUAUACGCAUGAACCUUUAAUUUUACGUCGCCUUGGCGGACGUGACCCCCAAACAGGUCGUAAAGUCAAUCAGCAUAUCGGUGGUGGCACCAAAUUCGACUAUUUCAUGGUCGAUUUUCAUCGGCGUGGGCCAAAAGAGCCUGAUGCUACUUAUGAUGAGCGGGUUGUUGAAGUACGACGAGAUCCGAAUAGAACAUGUUUUAUUGCACUGGUUGCUGGUUGGGAAGGUAAACGGUGGAUAUUAGCAACAGAGAAUAUGAAGGCUGGACAAAUUAUCAGUACAACGUGUUACAUACCUGAAAGUCCUCAGGAAGGGAAAGAAGGUAAUGCAUAUCCGUUAGGAGCGUUGGCACCUGGUUCAAUAAUUAAUUCAGUGGAAAAGUUCCCAAAUGAACGGAAAUAUCCUUCAAUGGAUGAUGACGUCUUUAUUGUUACCGCUGGCACAUGCGCUGAGAUUAUCAGGCAUCAGGGUGACUUUGUUAUUAUCAGGCUACCUCACAAACACGAGUUUGUCCUGUCAAAGGAAUGCAUGGCUACAGUUGGCAGAUUGUCACAUGCAGAAUUCCAUGACAAAAUUUUCGGCUCAGCACAAAUGCACCGACGCUUCGGCUACAAGAUGGCUAGCGGCCUAUUCCAAAAGAAAGAUGGCUAUUUGGGUCGAAAAAUACGAAGACUUCCGCCACCGAGAAUAUUGAAACCAGAAAGACCACCACCAGAAUCGCUGUCAUUUACCCUCACCAAGGAACAGCAAAGUGGACUCACCGGUAUACAUCGCAUGCCGUAUAUGGCUCAUGCUGGCUUCAAUUAUCGUGAAUAUCCUGACUGA